UAUAUACCUAGGGGAAAAGCUACCGCGGCUACAGCCAGGUCGACACGCCGACCAAUUCCCAGUUUGUCGCGCGUGGUCCGACCUGUCGCACCGCUCUCUUCCGAGACGAGAUCUAAAUAAGCCGAGCUGUGCUGUGAUCCAGAAUCAAGCAGAUUGAGUAUAUACCGGGAUAAAUCGAUUUUAUAUCAGAAAUGACAAUGCGGUGCCGGGCGUCAAUCAUCGUAAUCGCGCUUCUGAUCGUUCUGUUGGACGGCGCGAUCGGCAAACUGCGAGUCGUCUACCGCUGGAAACAAAUCGACUACGACUGGCCGAGUAACGACACCAAGAGAGUAUUCCCGGAUUACAAGCAAGAGGACAACCUGCCCUUGGGUCUGGAAGUGGCCGGCGACCGGAUUUUCAUCACCGUGCCGAGGUGGAAACAGGGAAUCGCCGCUAGUCUCAAUUACAUUAGACUCAAUGACACUCGCGAAUCGCCACCCCUCAUCCCUUAUCCGUCCUGGGAGGCCCAUCAAUACGGCGCCGCCGGCGUGCCAGAGAUCGUAUCGACGUUUCGUGUACGCGCCGAUCGUUGCAAUCGGCUGUGGGUCCUGGACACGGGCCUGACGGACAUCAUGGGCAACCCCGAGCAGCAGGCGCCGCCGGCGCUGAUCGUCUACGACCUGACGACCGAUCGCGUGCUGCGCAAACACGUGAUACCAGCGGAUCAGCGAACCGCUGAUUCUCUAUUCGCCAAUAUCGCCGUCGAGGAUUACUCGUGCGAGGAUUCGUAUGGCUACCUGGGCGACCUGGGCGGACCGGGACUCGUCGUGUACUCCUGGAGCCUCCAUUCCUCCUGGCUCGUCAAGCACCACUCCUUCCAUCCGGAUCCGAUGGGCGGAGAAUUCAAGGUGUCGGGAAUACCGUUCCAAUGGAACGAUGGCCUGUUCGGAAUGGCUCUUGCACCGACAGGUGACGGCUACAGCACCAUGUACUAUCAUCCACUUUCCAGCGGGAUGGAAUUUUCCGUUACUACGAGAUUACUACGUGAUCCUCAGCGCGUUAGUGCUGCGGAAACGUCUCACGAAUUCCAAACAUUGGGUUCGCGUGGUCCCAACGGCCAGAGCAGUGUCAGCUUCCUGGAUCGGAAAACCGGAAUUCUCUUCUACGCACUUACAAAUCUGAACACCAUCGCCUGCUGGAGACCGCAGAAUAAAUUCACUACGCAACAGCAGGGUUACGUAUAUCAGGACAAUGUGACCAUGAUUUUCCCCAACGAUCUCAAGAUCGACCGGAAUGGCAAUUUGUGGGUUCUCUCAGACAGAUUGCCCGUCUUCAUGUACUCACAAUUGGACCCGCAAGACUAUAACUUUAGGGUACUCACGGGAUCAACCGAAGAACUUAUCAUGGGUACGGUUUGCGCGUCGAUGUCGUCUUCGACUUAUUCCACGACAAUAAUGCAUGAUCACAGGGAUCACAUGGAUCACAUGGAUCACAAAGAUCAUAUGAUGAGUACGACGCCUAGAAUCGAUGGGAGAUUCAAAAACUCUGCCAAUUUCAUGAAGAUUAAGCCAAGCAUCCUCGUGACGACGAUUUUGCUGACAUUUUUAAUCGAAGCUUUCAUUUGAGAAACGGCAAAUUUGAACGGAGAAUUUGAAGAAUUUGAAAAGUAAAAACAAAAUAGAAAUAUCAAUAGAAAGACAUGACUAGAAAGAGAGAGAAAGAAAAAAAGAAAGAUAUUGAAUUUUCAAACUAAUAUUUUUGCGUUUUAAUAAUUAACGUCGUAAUUUCAAAUAACUUCAAGCAAAGUAAUCGAGAAACGUAAUCAAGUAACGUAAUCGAGAAACAAUCAAAUAAAAUUUUAUCAAGAACUUGUUACACACAUAAAGGUAAAUAUUUAA
Messenger RNA from Camponotus floridanus (Florida carpenter ant), 1877 nucleotides. RefSeq names its product protein yellow (gene yellow-b). The transcript is spliced from 6 exons. The coding region runs from base 192 to 1604 and encodes 470 amino acids. Lineage: Eukaryota; Metazoa; Arthropoda; Insecta; Hymenoptera; Formicidae. Gene Ontology annotation, cellular component: extracellular region. The record is from RefSeq and is a predicted model, not a curated record.